This is a messenger RNA of Candidozyma haemuli, 708 nucleotides long. Its product is annotated as protein tyrosine phosphatase-like domain-containing protein. Gene Ontology annotation, molecular function: 3-hydroxyacyl-CoA dehydratase activity. NCBI's taxonomy places the organism in Eukaryota, Fungi, Ascomycota, Pichiomycetes, Serinales, Metschnikowiaceae. The record is from RefSeq and is a predicted model, not a curated record. The transcript has a single exon. Bases 1 to 708 code for a protein of 235 amino acids. Gene Ontology annotation, biological process: fatty acid elongation; very long-chain fatty acid biosynthetic process; sphingolipid biosynthetic process. Gene Ontology annotation, cellular component: endoplasmic reticulum membrane.
AUGUAUAGUCGCAGAACUACUGUGGAAAACAUCACCAACUUUACUACACCUGCUCCUUCCCUGCCAAUUGCCAUUGCAAUUGCUUUCCUCAUGUCUAAAGUGUACCUUUCAGCAUACAAUGCUGCUUCUGCUGUAGCUUGGGCAGCUAUCCUCGGGUCUACGUUUUUGGACGUUCUUCCUGGUGGGUUCUAUGAUACUCACCAAUACACAGAUUAUCCACACAAACUCCUUGUUCGAGUACAAGUGAUCAAUGCUGUGUUUGAAAUCACCCAUGCGCUUACAGGGCUUGUUCCGUCGCCGCUUUCGUCGUUGUUGCUUCAAUUCUUCGCUAGACUUAUCAUCACUGUGGGUAUUUCAUGGUAUGUGCCUGAAUCAGCAGGUAACUACAGUCUUCCAGCGUACGUGGCUCUUUCGGUGGCUUGGUCAGUGACUGAAAUCAUCCGUUACAGCUUCUAUUUCGCCAAACAGCAAGGUUCUGUGCCCGAUACGCUUCAAUGGCUCAGGUACCUGGCUUUCAUCGUUUUGUACCCAUUGGGUGUUGUUAGCGAGCCAUGGGUCGUGGUAUUGACGCUAGACUACGUUCAUGGCUUCUACUACUGGUUCUUGGCCUUGGGCAUGUUCUUGUAUAUCCCUGGGUUUGUCCAGUUGUACGGUUACAUGUUCAAGCAGAGAAGACGGUACUUGGGUCCAGCAAAGAAGACCGAAUAA